Messenger RNA from Linum tenue, 873 nucleotides. The record is from the annotation of a GenBank genome assembly. NCBI's taxonomy places the organism in Eukaryota, Viridiplantae, Streptophyta, Magnoliopsida, Malpighiales, Linaceae.
AUGCACCACAACAAGUUCUUGUUCCGCCAUGUCCAUCACCAACACCACAUCUUCGUCGUGCCUCAUGCCAUUGGAGCCCUCUACAACCACCCCGUCGAGUCGCUCUUGCUCGACACGCUAGGAGGCGUUGUCACUCUGUCAAUCUCUGGAAUGACUCCAAGAACUGAGGCCAUUUUCCUCUGCUUCACCAUGUUGAAAGCUGUGGAUGAUCACUGUGGGAUUUGGUUCCCUAGAGGGAAUCUGAUCCAGAGGUUGUUUACCAACAGUUGUGCCUACCAUGAUAUUUUGAGGCGGGAGGUAAGAACGGAAGAAGGAUCUGCGUCGAAAGCAACGAAGAUCAUCGUCCAACCGCCCUCCAUUCCCAUCCAGACCUUGCAGAUCCUCGUUGCGAUGUUCGUAAUGGACACGUGGCAGUACUUUGGUCAUCGAUACAUGCACCACAACAAGUUCUUGUUCCGCCAUGUCCAUCACCAGCACCACAUCUUCGUCGUGCCUCACGCCAUUGGAGCGCUCUACAACCACCCUGUCGAGUCGCUCUUGCUCGACACACUAGGAGGCGUAGUCGCUCUGUCAAUCUCUGGAAUGACUCCAAGAACUGAGGCCAUUUUCCUCUGCUUCGCUAUGUUGAAAGCCGUGGAUGAUCACUGUGGGAUUUGGUUCCCUAGAGGCAAUCUCAUCCAGCGGGUUUUUACCAACAGUUGUGCCUACCAUGAUGUUCACCAUCAAGUGCGUGGUGGGAAGUACAAUUUCUCUCAGCCGUUUUUUCCCUUUUGGGACAAGCUUUUGGGGACUCAUAUGCCUCAUGUCGUUUUGAGGCGCCCCGAAGGAGGAUACGAGGCGAAGAUGGUUAAGGACUUAGCAAACUUCAGCUAG